AUUCGUAUUGGCCAUAGAUUCUCCGCAAUGCUCCCCAUAAAGGUCCGCGUCCCCGAACGAGGCCCCGACCUCGAGAGCUCUCAGGAUUCGGUGCAAUGCAGCGUCUCCAAGUGCGGCGCGAUGGUGAACUCGGAGCAAGACGGGAUGCCACCAAAGCGUGCGGGGGCCGGGAUCGGGAGGCGAUGGACGAAGCGAAUGCUUUUUCUGUUGGCUCUCUCGCUUUGAAGUUCUCUGUGGAAUAGGACGAGAACUACUUCCACAACUUUCGUUGCCCGUCGGGGGCGUUCGGGCUUAUUAUGCUCUCGGAUUGCAGAGCGAGGGGCAAAGGUGACGGAACUCACUUCGUGGAUCGGGUCUCGAGCUUGGAAUGAACACUGCUGCACGUGACGCGUUCUGAAGCUCGAUCGGGUGCAGAUUAUGCGCCGGGGGAGUCCGAUGAAAAUUACCAUGAGUUGCAGAAAGAGCGACGGCCCUCGAGUGAUUUAGAUAGAGAGGAGAUUUGGUGUCAGGAGCCGUGGGUUGUAGCAUCAGCUUUGCAUGGAGAAUCUUAUGAGUGAGCCUAAGUAGGGAAUUUCAAUCAAAAGCAAAGCCGUCAUGAGAGACGUGAAUCCCAUCGGGCCGAGUGAGGAGCACGUCACUUAAUUAUCGUGGACUUGAUCCAUCCAGAGGGCGGGCUGCAUGAGAAGGUGAGACGCCAAUGAUCGAUUUCACGAGAGAAUCAAGUGAAAGCUCCAGUACGAUGUACGAAGAAUGCUGUGAAUUGACUUGCAAUCCCUGGGACCUAAGAUUCACUCAGGACCUGAUCAGUGCUAGAUUCAGACCUCCGUAUGGCAACUUCACCGUCUACGAUGGCGUACGACAGAUUUUGGAUGGUGGGAUGAGUCCCAGCGACUUUCCGAGGAUCAGAGUCAUGAGGCAUGAGGGCCAACUCUGGUGCCUUGAUAACAGAAGGUUGUAUGUCUUCAGACUCAGUAAAGUCCCGACCAUAAAAGUGUCUGUCGUUGCCACUCGUUGUAGUUUGACCCGAUCUCUGUCAGCGUUUCCUCCCAAUGUCCUUGUGGAGAUGUCGACCGCCGAGUUUUUCCCAUUAGUGAUCUGGGCACACAAGGUUCAAAGUACUCUGGCCUCUUUUACACGAAUGAUGAGGAUAUGGAUUCCUGGUUACCACGUUGACUCGUCUCUUUUGAGCAGCAAACGUCUUGGCGAAUGUGUCUUGUAACCCGUCUCUCUAUAUACUUGCGACACCUCGUCAGAUUCUCAGUACUCCUCCUUCACAGGCUUUGCUUCCGAGUACAUACCUGAUGCAGGUACGUAGACGUCUCGUGAUUCCUGCACACCUUCUGGUAGACUAGGUUAGUUGUGUGGGUCCUGGCCAUCAAAGACGCGGUUGGAUAUUCAGACCAAGUCGCGUAAACAGAAUAGCGAGAAUCCCAAACCCAUAAGCACCGAAACAUAAUUUCUGGGAAUUCAGAAGAAUUGACCUUGUUCUCAUCAGGGCAUGUCAAUAAAUAUGUUCUCAGAG
Molecule: messenger RNA, 1522 nt
Organism: Marchantia polymorpha subsp. ruderalis
Lineage: Eukaryota; Viridiplantae; Streptophyta; Marchantiopsida; Marchantiales; Marchantiaceae
Source: the annotation of a GenBank genome assembly